GACUGAUGUGUUACUGAAUAAUCAUUGUGAGUCUUGGAAUAUGUGCAUAUUAGGUGCUAGGGUGAAGCCAAUCAUUAGCAUGUUUGAGACAAUAAGGUGUCAACUGAUGAUUAGGUUUCUUAAGAAAAGAGAUUUUGCCGAGAAAAACUUCAACUGCCAAUUUUGUCCAAAAAUUAUGAAGAAGAUAUAUGCUUCUAAGCAGGCCAGCUUUGGUUGUAGAGCUCUGCAUAAUGGUGCUAACACAUUUCAAGUUCGGUGUCUAGAAUGACAAGUUGUUGUGGACUUGAACAAACACACAUGCACAUGUAGGAAGUGGGAUUUGACAGGAAUACCAUGCUGUCAUGCAGUUUCCUGCAUAUUUUUUAAGGGUUAGAAGGUUGAAUCCUACGUGGAUAAGUACUAUGAGGUUUCCACGUACAUUAAGACCUAUAACUACACGAUGGGAUCUAUGGUUGGAACGGAAUCAUGGAGAGAAUCUAACCAAGACCCUGUGAUACCCCCAUAUGUGAGUACUGAUGCAAAGUCAAGAAGGGGGAGGCGCAGACUAAGUAGGAGAAAGGGCACAGAGGAGUUAUUAGAGGGUCAAGAAAAACAGCCAAGAAAGUAUAAGCCUAACAAUACAAGAGUGAGGAAGAGCAAGGGGACUAUUCAUUGUAGUCCAUGCGGUUUAGAAGGUCAUAACAAGAGGGCACAUCAGAAUGAGCAAGGAAGUCAGCAAUCAACUGCUGGAAAUGAACAACUAGAGACCACAAAUGAACAUUUUCAGGCUGGAAAUGAAGCGAAUGCGGCUGAUCUUUGGUAUUCUGGAGAUACUACUCGUAGGUCUGACACGCGAUAUGCAAACCUUGCUGGGUUGGCAGUUCGUGUACUUUACCCACAUCAAACAUCUGAAGCUGGAACUAGUAACCAUCAACCGAGUAAUCCGGUUCAUGCAGGUGCAACUUGCCGAGGAGAAGAUGUUUGAAGAAGUACCAACAAGUUGAGUUUAAGCUAGCAUUUAAGGAAACUUUUGAUCAAUCUUUUGCUGAAACAGUUUCAGUAAACAUGUAAUAGCUAGCUUUUGAUCGAUCUUUUGCAGAAACAGUUUCAGUAAACAUGUAAUAGCUAGCAUUUCAGGAGCUUUUGAUCGAUAUUUUGCAGAAACAGUUUCAGUAAACAUGUAAUAGCUAGCUUUUGAUCGAUCUUUUGCAGAAACCGUUUCAGCAAACAUGUAAUGGC
Linum tenue is the source of this 1218-nucleotide messenger RNA. The record is from the annotation of a GenBank genome assembly. NCBI's taxonomy places the organism in Eukaryota, Viridiplantae, Streptophyta, Magnoliopsida, Malpighiales, Linaceae.